Molecule: messenger RNA, 1242 nt
Organism: Pyricularia grisea
Lineage: Eukaryota; Fungi; Ascomycota; Sordariomycetes; Magnaporthales; Pyriculariaceae
Exons: 1
Coding region: 1-1242 (413 amino acids)
Molecular function (GO): hydrolase activity, acting on ester bonds
Source: RefSeq, a predicted model, not a curated record
AUGUGUCCAGGCCACGGGCAUGCGCCGGCCUCUACCGGCAGCCCGAGUAACACCGGCCCCGGUGACUCGGAACCUUUUCCCUGGGAGAUCGGGGCCUUUGACGCACACUGUCACCCUACAACCACGCCCGCCUCUAUCGCUCGUAUUCCCACAAUGCGGGCCCGGGCGAUAACCGUCAUGGCCUCCCGCGCCCAGGACCAGGCCCUGUCGGCCACCGCUGCAGAUGACCAUGGUGUCCCCAGCCGCUCACAACUGCAGUCGCGGUCGCUGGAUCCCAGCGCUUCAGUCGGCAGGGUUGUCCCUGCCUUUGGCUACCAUCCCUGGUUCUCGCACCUGAUCUACGACGACUCGGCGUCCUCCCAGCUCGACAAGGCCGCCCACUUCGCCUCGGUCCUCAAGCCGUCUCCGGCCUCGGACCCGGACUUUCUCGCCAGCCUGCCCGACCCGGAGCCUCUGUCGUCCGUCGUCGCCGCGGCAAAAGAGAGGUUGCUCCGCUACCCGACCGCCAUGGUCGGCGAGGUAGGUCUCGACAAGGCCUUUCGGCUCCCGCAGCCCCGUGAGUCGGGGCCGGACGGCGAGAUCGAUCCGCCCGCCGAGGACGAGCGCGACAUGGUCCCCGGUGGGCGGUACGGCCGCAUGCUGAGCAAGUACCGAGUGAACCUGGCGCACCAGGAGCGCGUCUUCCUGGCCCAGGUCGCUCUGGCGGGGGAGCUCGGGCGGGCCGUGAGCGUGCACGGGGUGCAGUGCUCCGGUCUGCUGCUGGACGCGCUCUCCAAGACGUGGAAGGGCUACGAGAGGGAGGUCGUCAGCCGGCGGAAGCAGAGGCUGGUGGCCAAGAACGCCCAGGCCUGGGAGGAGUACGACUCGGACGAAGAGGACGAGCCGCAGCAGACCGAAGUCGGCGCGAAGCCUUUUCCUCCGCGGAUAUGCCUCCACUCCUUCUCUGGUUCGGCCGAAGUGUUGAAGCAGUACAUGGACCCGCGCAUACCGUCCAAAAUCUUCUUUUCCUUCUCAGUUGCGAUAAACAUGGGUACCGCCUCGGUCGAGGAGAAAGUACCAGAGAUAAUACGAGCCUGUCCAGAUGAUAGGAUACUUGUAGAAACCGAUCUGCAUCUUGCCGGCGACGAGAUGGAUUCGAUGUUGGAGAAAAUGUACCGUCAUGUGUGCAACAUAAAAGGCUGGGCAAUAAAAGAAGGCAUAGAGAGGAUAGCCAGGAACUAUGAAGAUUUCGUUUGUGGCUAG